Molecule: messenger RNA, 801 nt
Organism: Pleurotus ostreatus (oyster mushroom)
Lineage: Eukaryota; Fungi; Basidiomycota; Agaricomycetes; Agaricales; Pleurotaceae
Exons: 3
Coding region: 1-801 (266 amino acids)
Source: RefSeq, a predicted model, not a curated record
AUGAACGCCAGGAGCGUGAUCAUUGACAAUGCAGACACUCAAAUACAGUACUCCUCUAGUUGGCAAGUAAAUGGUUCACCCAACGAGUACAAGGGCACAACCAGCAAUACCGCGAGAAAAGGCGAAUCCUUCACAAUCAAGUUCGUGGGCACCUCGGUUGCAGUUUACGGAACAGUGGCCGCAGGGACGCCUCCCAACUCGACGUACACGCUAGACGGGGGAGAUCUAUUCCCCUUCUUCGCUCAGCGUAGCACAUCGAUACGAUAUCAACAAGUAUUUUACUCCAGUCCCGCUUUGCCAUUCAUGGAGCAUACCCUCGUUGGAACCUGCGAGAACGAGAACGAGGGCGGCGAAGUAGUUCUGGAUUACUUCGUGAUCAAGACUCCCCUCGAUUUCACGACAAACACCAGCUCGACACCUUCGAUAUGUGAUUCGAAACCAGCCCCACCUACCACUAUCAUCGUUGGUAGCGUUCUUGGAAGUUUCACACUAUUGGCGACAAUAUUUGCGUCCUAUCUUUGGCACCGUGGUCGCAACCCGAAGCUAAUGGACGUCAGUACCAAAUCGAAUACCACAUAUAAACCUCCACUUCAUGCCGCCAAUUCGAGACCCCCGAUAUUCACCCCAAACAGAAGUCCACGAACUUCAACGGCAGCGCUGUCAGCUAUCAAUACGAGAAACUCCUCAAGCAGUCAAAGUAGUCAAGACGUCCUUUUGUUCCGCCUUGAACCAGGACAAACCGAACCGCAGUGGCACAACUACAAGGAUCGCCCCCGUCUCUGGUUGAACACCGGAAUUUGA